UUCAAUUUCUAACGAUUUGUGGCACAGACGACAAGUCGUAACGUGCGGGCGCGUGUUUUGCUUGUUAGGCCGAAAGAAGCAACGGUUUCGGAGGCAAAAUGAAGAUAGAAGAAGUAAAAAGUACCACAAAAGCUCAAAGGAUAGCAUCUCACAGUCAUAUUAAAGGCUUGGGAUUAGAUGAAAAUGGGUAUGCUGUUCAGUCGUCAGCUGGCUUGGUGGGACAGGAGCUUGCUAGGGAGGCAGCAGGUGUGGUGGUGGAGCUGAUAAAGACAAAAAAAAUGGCUGGCAGGGCUGUUCUGCUUGCUGGGCCUCCAGGAACAGGCAAGACUGCAAUAGCUUUAGCCAUAGCACAGGAACUGGGCAGCAAGGUGCCAUUUUGUCCUAUGGUGGGAAGUGAGGUGUACUCUUCUGAAAUUAAAAAAACAGAGGUGUUGAUGGAAAACUUCCGCCGAGCCAUUGGCCUUCGUAUUAAGGAAACAAAAGAAGUCUAUGAAGGGGAGGUCACAGAGCUGACACCAGCUGAAACAGAGAAUCCAAUGGGAGGCUAUGGGAAGACUGUUAGUCAUGUUAUAAUUGGCCUGAAGACUGCUAAAGGCACAAAGCAACUCAAACUUGACCCAUCCAUUUAUGAAAGCCUUCAGAAAGAGAAGGUAGAGGUUGGUGAUGUGAUUUACAUCGAGGCAAACAGUGGAGCUGUGAAGCGACAGGGACGCUCGGACAGUUAUGCUACAGAGUUUGAUCUGGAAGCAGAGGAAUAUGUUCCCCUGCCUAAAGGAGAUGUGCACAAGAAGAAGGAAGUCAUUCAGGAUGUUACGCUGCAUGACCUAGAUGUAGCAAAUGCCCGACCUCAGGGUGGCCAUGACAUUAUGUCUAUGAUGGGGCAGUUGAUGAAACCAAAGAAAACAGAGAUCACAGAUAAGCUGCGCAAAGAGAUCAACAAGGUGGUUAACAAGUACAUUGACCAGGGUGUGGCCGAGCUGGUGCCAGGAGUGUUGUUUGUAGAUGAAGUACACAUGCUAGACAUUGAAUGUUUCACUUAUUUGCACCGAGCUCUGGAAUCAACCAUCGCACCAAUUGUCAUCUUUGCCACCAAUCGUGGCAAGUGUACCAUCAGAGGAACAGAGGAUGUUGUAUCUCCACAUGGCAUGCCAAUGGACUUGCUGGACCGCGUCAUGAUUGUUCGCACAUUGCCAUACUCUCAAGAGGAGAUGACGCAGAUCCUGCGGAUUAGAGCAGAGACUGAAAGCAUACAAACUGAGGAAGAAGCACUGUUGAUGCUUGGAGAGAUUGGUGUUAAAACAACCCUAAGGUAUGCUGUACAGUUGCUGACGCCAUCCAGCAUUUUGGCACGCAUAAAUGGCAAGGAUGCAGUCAGUAAAGAGGAAGUGGAGGAAAUAGACAAACUCUUCUUUGAUGCAAAAGCAUCUGCAAAGAUUUUACAUGCACAGGAAGACAAGUACAUGAAAUAAAAGACAUCAGAAGGGUUCUGUUUUCAACAUCCAUUGGUCUUAGAGGUGAUUGUCACAGGGAAAAAAAGGUGUAGGCUGCUUGUGCAUCUGAUCUUAUGACUUCGCAGCACUUGCUCCUGCAUGCUUACAGCAGGGAUGCUGUAAGCGUUUGAUUGCAAUGAGCAGUCACUACAUGCAGAACAGCAACAUGUUUCCAACUGGAUGCCAUUGGUUUCAUUUAAAAGUGGAGCUAUUGCCUUGUUCAGUAACAUUUUUGCACUCAAGAUUUAGAAGUUAAACUCAUAAGGUGCAUGACAAAAUGAUUUAUUUUUCAUCUAAAGCAGUGAUGCCCAACCUUUUUCGGCCUGCGGGCCAUAUCCAUUUCGGACAGCCGUGUCGCGGGCCACUUCACCGCAAAAAUACAAAAAAGAAAAAAACAUAGAACAGAUACCAUUUUUAUUAGAAGCAAGUUGUAUUUACCAUUAAUUAUGUAGUAAUUAGUGAGAUAUUUGAAGCUGUCCUUGUUAAAAUAGAAGUUAGAAAUUGUCAGAAAAUACAUUUUAAUCAAGGUACCCCAAGGCAAUCCGUCCUGAUUUCCGCAGGAAAACGAAAUUCAAACGCUGUUUCGGUAUUGCUUCCUUAUCAGAACCCCCUUGUUUUAUACCUUGUUAGAAAGCCCGGAGUCUGUAUUUUCAAUCUCUUUAACGGCUGAUUCAAAUAUUAAUCAAUCAAAAGAUCACUAAUCCCUUGUGGAAUGCGGCAUCCCUCCUUCUCAAACACUGGUUUCUCCCGAAGAUGAAAAUCUAGAAUGAAAUCCAUCGGAAGAUUGAGAGACGCCCCUACGUAGGGAUAAAUACUUCUCUUUUUUUCGUGUCGCGGGCAGUAGGUUGGGC
Molecule: messenger RNA, 2341 nt
Organism: Pomacea canaliculata
Lineage: Eukaryota; Metazoa; Mollusca; Gastropoda; Architaenioglossa; Ampullariidae
Product: ruvB-like 1
Exons: 10
Coding region: 99-1469 (456 amino acids)
Biological process (GO): box C/D snoRNP assembly; chromatin remodeling; regulation of transcription by RNA polymerase II
Cellular component (GO): Ino80 complex; Swr1 complex; NuA4 histone acetyltransferase complex
Molecular function (GO): DNA helicase activity; ATP hydrolysis activity; ATP binding
Source: RefSeq, a predicted model, not a curated record